AUGUCAGAUCAAACGGCUUCAAAUGCAGGAGCGGCUAUAGGCCAGGGCGGAGGCGCAUCAGGAGGCCGGGAAUUCAAGGCAAACAGCGCCGGAUUCAACCGUCGGCGGGGUGCCAUGAGAAGGCGUGUUCAUCAGGUCAAUGGUCAUAAAUUUAUGGCAACUUUCUUGCGCCAACCGACGUUUUGUUCCCACUGCCGAGAAUUUAUUUGGGGAUUGGGAAAGCAGGGCUAUCAAUGUCAAGUCUGCACAUGUGUUGUCCACAAAAGAUGUCACGAUUCGGUUGUAACAAAGUGCCCUGGGAUGAAAGAAGAACCCAAAGUGGAUGAACACCCCGGUGGCCAAAGAUUUAAUGUGAACAUACCCCACCGAUUCGUGGUGCAUAAUUACAAACGUUUCACAUUUUGUGACCAUUGUGGUUCUUUACUUUACGGCAUAGUCAAACAGGGCCUACAAUGCGAAGUUUGCAGUAUGAACAUACACAAACGUUGCCAACGAAAUGUUGCUUCGAAUUGUGGCGUCAAUACAAAGAAAAUGGCUGAGAUUUUAAAUAAUAUGGGAAUCUCUCCAGAUAAACAAGGACCUAGAAGAUCCACAAGGUAUUUAAAUCAAGCACCGUGUAGUGGUGAAGGUUCCGCGUCUACUGAUAGAUCUAGUGAUAGCGAAAGUAGUCUUUCUCGAGAGGAUAGUACAAUGCCACUCUUGCCAGAAGGAGUGGGAUCAGGAUCUCACAGAAGUGGUGCAGGCGGUGGAGAAUAUUUGGAAAGCGAUAUCGACGCUCGCGUAGGCCUCAAUGAUUUUGUAUUUUUGAAAGUUCUGGGAAAAGGAUCGUUUGGCAAAGUUAUGCUAGCUGAAAAGAAAGGAACUGAUGAGGUAUAUGCUGUAAAGGUACUGAAAAAGGACGCGAUUUUACAAGACGACGACGUCGAAUGCACCAUGACCGAAAAACGAAUUUUAGCACUUGCAGCUCGCCAUCCAUUUCUAACUGCUCUACAUUCGUGCUUUCAAACAAAGGAGCGAUUGUUCUUUGUGAUGGAGUAUGUAAAUGGAGGAGAUCUAAUGUUUCAAAUCCAAAGGGCAAGAAAAUUCGAUGAACCGCGUGCUAGAUUUUACGCAGCCGAGGUCACGUUAGCAUUGCAAUUUUUACAUAGGCAUGGAGUUAUAUACAGAGACCUCAAACUCGACAACAUACUUUUGGAUCAAGAGGGGCAUUGUAAACUGGCAGAUUUUGGCAUGUGCAAGGAAGGGAUAUUAAAUGGAGCACUCACCAGCACAUUUUGUGGCACGCCAGACUACAUAGCUCCCGAGAUCUUGCAAGAGCUCGAGUACGGUGGUUCUGUUGACUGGUGGGCCUUAGGUGUUCUCAUGUAUGAAAUGAUGGCUGGUCAACCACCAUUCGAAGCCGAUAACGAAGACGAUUUAUUCGAAUCGAUACUGCACGAUGAUGUUCUUUAUCCCGUGUGGCUGAGCAAGGAAGCCGUUUCUAUUCUGAAAGGCUUUAUGACUAAGAAUGCAGCUAAACGCUUAGGAUGCAUGGGGGAUGAGACUCAAAUUAGAAAUCACGUUUUCUUCAAAGAUUUAGAUUGGGAAGCUUUGGAGCAACGUCGAGUGCGCCCUCCAUUUAAACCUAAAAUUAAGAGUCCACGCGAUGCAUUAAAUUUUGACACAGACUUCACUCGUGAAGAACCAGUUUUGACUCCAGUUCCACAAGAUGUGUUACGCUGCAUUAAUCAAGAAGAGUUCCGCGGUUUUUCAUUUGUCAAUCGCCACUUUGCAACUGAACGACCAGGCUAGAGUUCAUAUCGAGAGACUUAAUCAUUAUCUUAUUAAACACCUUUGGAGCAGCCCGUAUAAUGUUUUAAUAUUCUUAGAAAGUUGCAGUAUCUAGUCAUACUAUUUGUUUAUUUAUUGAUAAUUUUAAACAU
Molecule: messenger RNA, 1922 nt
Organism: Ctenocephalides felis (cat flea)
Lineage: Eukaryota; Metazoa; Arthropoda; Insecta; Siphonaptera; Pulicidae
Product: protein kinase C-like
Exons: 14
Coding region: 1-1791 (596 amino acids)
Biological process (GO): protein phosphorylation
Molecular function (GO): ATP binding; diacylglycerol-dependent serine/threonine kinase activity
Source: RefSeq, a predicted model, not a curated record